AUGGGCUCGGUGACAUCUGCGUUUACCAGGACCAGAAACGCCUUAGUGAAAGUAGGAUCACAACCGGAGAACCAUGACCCGGAGAGGAGCCAGUCCGCCCCAGAGUCUGACCGUGGCAAGAAGCGGGGCGCACGGUUCCAUGUGUCCAUCCAGACCGGGCGACAGAGCUCCCGUGCGUCCCUGUCCGAAGUGCUGAGCAGGCAGGACUCCGGGAGCAAGAAGAGGACCUCAGAUGGACUGCAGAAAGGUCAGUCCACUGUGCACGCUGCAGCUGAUGUGAUAGAAGUCAAAUACUGUAAUGUCCAAGGCAGGUUUCACGCUUCACGUUUUGGACUGUUAAAUCUUUACCAGGAGGUGUGA
Molecule: messenger RNA, 360 nt
Organism: Knipowitschia caucasica
Lineage: Eukaryota; Metazoa; Chordata; Actinopteri; Gobiiformes; Gobiidae
Source: the annotation of a GenBank genome assembly